Molecule: messenger RNA, 4227 nt
Organism: Microcebus murinus (gray mouse lemur)
Lineage: Eukaryota; Metazoa; Chordata; Mammalia; Primates; Cheirogaleidae
Gene: ZNF710
Product: zinc finger protein 710
Biological process (GO): regulation of transcription by RNA polymerase II; embryo development
Cellular component (GO): nucleus
Molecular function (GO): DNA-binding transcription factor activity, RNA polymerase II-specific; RNA polymerase II cis-regulatory region sequence-specific DNA binding
Source: RefSeq, a predicted model, not a curated record
CGAUGCCCUCCUAGCAGCCUCCACGGGAUGGAGGGCUUCAUGGACUCAGGGACACAGACGGAUGCCGUGGUGGUGCUGUCCUUGGCCCAGGCCGCCGUGCUGGGCCUGGUCUCCGAAAAUGAGCUCUUUGGAGCCACCAUAAGCGCCGAGGCCUUCUACCCGGACCUGGGGCCUGAGCUGUCAGGGACGGCCAUGGGGGAGCCUGGGCCACCCGGCCCCGACGUCUACCAGCUGGCCUGCAACGGGCGGGCCCUGGAGGAGCCGGUGGAGGAGGAGGUGCUGGAGGUGGAGGCCGCCUUCGAGAAGCACACGCGGCGGAAGACGCGGCCCCCGGUGCGGCUGGUGCCCAAGGUCAAGUUCGAGAAGGUGGAGGAGGAAGAGGAGCAGGAGGUCUAUGAGGUUUCCGUGUCUGGCGACAGCAAGGACGCAGGCCCCGCAGAAGCCCCGGCCGAGGUGUCCAGCGGCGCCUGCGAGGCGCUGGUGCAGAGCAGCGCCGUCAAGAUGAUCGACCUCAGCGCCUUCAGCCGCAAGCCCCGGACGCUCCGGCACCUGCCCCGGACGCCGAGGCCGGAGCUGGACGUGGCCCCCUACGACCCUCACUUCCCAGACCCGGCCCGGGACGGCUUCCCCGAGCCCAGCAUGGCGCUGCCCGGGCCAGAGGCCUUGCCCGCUGAGUGUGGUUUCGAGCCGCCCCACCUGGCCCCGCUGAGUGACCCCGAGGCGCCCAGCAUGGAGUCCCCGGAGGCCGUGAAGCCAGAGCAGGGCUUCGUGUGGCAGGAGGCUGGCGAGUUCGAGGCGGACGCGGCGGGCUCCACAGCGGAGCGCCACAAGAAGGCCCAGCUGGACCGGCUGGACAUCAACGUGCAGAUCGACGACUCCUACCUGGUGGAGGCGGGCGACCGCCAGAAGCGCUGGCAGUGCCGCAUGUGCGAGAAGUCGUACACGUCCAAGUACAACCUGGUGACGCACAUCCUGGGCCACAACGGCAUCAAGCCGCACUCGUGCCCGCACUGCAGCAAGCUCUUCAAGCAGCCCAGCCACCUGCAGACGCACCUGCUGACGCACCAGGGCACCCGGCCCCACAAGUGCCAGGUAUGCCACAAGGCCUUCACGCAGACCAGCCACCUCAAGCGCCACAUGCUGCUGCACUCGGAGGUCAAGCCCUACAGCUGCCACUUCUGCGGCCGUGGCUUCGCCUACCCCAGCGAGCUCAAGGCCCACGAAGUGAAGCACGAGAGUGGCCGCUGCCACGUCUGUGUGGAGUGCGGCCUGGACUUCUCCACCCUGACCCAGCUCAAGCGCCACCUCGCCUCCCACCAGGGCCCCACCCUCUACCAGUGCCUCGAGUGCGACAAGUCCUUCCACUACCGCAGCCAGCUGCAGAACCACAUGCUCAAGCACCAGAACGUGCGGCCCUUCGUGUGCACCGAAUGCGGCAUGGAGUUCAGCCAGAUCCACCACCUCAAGCAGCACUCGCUCACCCACAAGGGCGUGAAGGAGUUCAAGUGCGAGGUGUGUGGCCGGGAGUUCACCCUGCAGGCGAACAUGAAGCGGCACAUGCUGAUCCACACCAGCGUCCGGCCCUACCAGUGCCACAUCUGCUUCAAGACCUUCGUGCAGAAGCAGACCCUCAAGACACACAUGAUUGUACACUCGCCCGUGAAGCCAUUCAAAUGCAAGGUGUGCGGGAAGUCCUUCAACCGCAUGUACAACCUGCUGGGCCACAUGCACCUGCACGCAGGCAGCAAGCCCUUCAAGUGCCCCUACUGCUCCAGCAAGUUCAACCUCAAGGGCAACCUGAGCCGGCACAUGAAGGUCAAGCAUGGCGUCAUGGACAUCGGCCUGGACAGCCAAGACCCCAUGAUGGAGCUGGCGGGCGCUGACCCGUCCGAGCUCGACAGCCAGCAGGAGAUGGAGGACUUCGAGGACAACGCCUACGCCUACGCCGGCGUGGACAGCGGGCCGGAGGCCAGCGUCCUCACCGAGCAGGCCAUGAAGGAGAUGGCCUACUACAACGUGCUAUAGCACAGCGGCCGCCCGGCGAGGCGCGAGGGGAGCUGGGGCUGGGGCGGGCCGGCUGCGGGCUGCUCCUCCUGCCGCUGAGAAACACGCCGCCGCCGCCCCACCGCCCCGGGCCCGCCUGCCCGAGUCAUUUGCACCACUAGGGACCUUUAGACCAAAUGGAGACUGUACUACUGGCCGCGGCUGCGCGCCGGGCACAGGCCCGGGCAUCCUGGCAAGGGACGGUAACGCAGGAGGCCCGGUCUGGUCUCCUUGGCUUGCUGCCAGGGGAGGGUGGGAGAAACGGGCCGCUGGGGACAGGCCACUAAGGCACAGGCUCUCCGGAGCGCUCCAGGAUGAGAUCACGUGAGCCUAGCCUCGCCUCUCCUCGCCUCUCUCCUUAACCAGCCCUGCCUCUCCCUGCGGCCAGCACUACCCCCAUGCCGCCCCUCCCCGUCCUGUCCUCCGCAGCCAGGCAGGGCCCCCGCCCCGCCUUCUACCUCCCGGUGCCCCCGCACUCCCCGGCCAGGCCUGCAUGCGGCCCCCAGCCCACCCCCAGAAGGCCCCUGUCCCGCAGCCCUGUCUGGAAGUGGGUGUCCCUGAAGUUGAUCUCAAUGAACGAACACCAUCCAGUUCUGUCCUGAGCUGGGGCAGCCCCCAGGGUCCCACGUGAGCACGGCCGGCCGGGGCGUGGCUGGCACCGGGCGCACGCUAACGCAAGCAGGAGGGGCCCUGGAGCCAGGGCAGGGCAGGGUGAGGGCAUCGGCAGGGACCAAGGGGAGGCCAGGGACCACCUGUGGGGGGAAGGGGACGGAAAUAGUUUCUCAUGGGUAAGUAUCUUGAGGACGGGGCAGCCAAGAGCUAGCUGGCUCCCGGGAAAGAGCAACAUAUUUAAAAAGGAAAAUGAAGACCAUAGAGGGGGGAAACAUUUUUUUUCGAGCAAAUGGGGGUAUUUUGAAGGUAAUUUAUUUUUUUUCUUUCCACUUCUGUGUCACCUAUUAUCUUUUCUGAUGGAGACGCAUUUCCUUUUUCCAAACGCAAGCUUGCUCGUGUGCUGUGUGUGCUUCGUGCUCCCCUGCCGAGCAGCCCGGCUGGGCGGGGGCUCCAUGGGGACCGCGGCUCCGGCCCUCCUGCCUCGGAAGGCCGGGCAGCCCUGCACCCUGCCUGGGCCCCUCCGGUGGCCGACUGGCCGUGCACCGUCCUGGCGGCCAGGCCGCUGACUGCUCAGCCACCAGCUCGCUCCCUGGCACCUGCUGUCUUCCCUGUCCCCACGCCAGCUCCUGCCCCUGGAGCCCAGGACCGGGACUGCAGGUCCAGGGCAGCAGCAGCAGCACAUUCAGGAAUCCAGGGCCCUGGCUCCAGCCCGCUCGCCUCCUGAGGCCCUGGUGGGGAGGGGCAGGCGGGGCUGUCCCCUAAGGCCCAGAGGAAGCUACCAGCUUCAGCCCAAACACCAGGAGGGGGACACAGCUGGGGUGGGGGGAACCAGUUUGAAAUACAGCUACCCCCAAGGCCGUAUCCUUAAGUGAAGGACCAAGCCAGGCCUCAGGGUGACUGUGAUCAGGACGGAAGGGUGUGGACAAGGUGGCCCACAUGUGGCUCCCCAGACCCCGGGGCCUCUCAGCCUCCCAGGUGCCGGCCAUGACGACCCUCAGGUGGCAGUGACCCCGUCACUGUACGAGACAUUUUCUCCUGCUGAGCAGAAGGCAUCAUCCCCUGCAAACUACCUCUUCCCACAACCUCUUUCUUCCCUGGUACCAAAAAGAACCCUGUACCUCCUCCUCCUCCUCCUCUCCCCUGCCAGCGCAGUGGCCUCGGUCUUGGAAGCCGAAGGGAGAAGGCCUGGCCCCGUGGGGGGCUCUCCUUCCCUCCCCAGCCCCGCCGUCAGCACCGGCCCUCUGCGAGGUUUGAUACUUGAACGCCCCUGCCCUGUGCCUUGGACCUGGGCAGAGCUCAGAGGAGGAAGCAGCACAACUCACGGCUUGAGCGGGGUGGUCUUAGCAAGGCCCCUGUCCCCACCCUCCCUACCUUCUCCAAAGAGGCCUGCAGCCUCUCGGGUGACUUGGAAACUCCUGGACGAUUCCAUCCUAACUUAUUUUGACGUGUAUACAAACCAACUGUUUAGAGAUUCCACUUGUGCAAAGCCCUACUGUGUUUUUAUGUUCCUGUUUAAAAGAGAAGUUUACUUAGCAAUAAUUAUAAAUAAAUGAAUAUUCUUUAGCGAGGUGA